AUGAAGAAUUGUGCGAUAUUCAUAGUAUUAGAGAAUACAGUAUCCAAUUUAAUGGCAAGCAUUCGAUUAGUCAAACAUUAUGAUCUGAACAGGUUAAAGGUUGAAAUUGAAUUAACUCUUAAAAAACCUACUUUAGCAGAACUUACUCAUUGUUAUCGUUUGAGUCGUUUAAUUCAAGUGAUCAAUAAAAAUUGUCAUUUCUAUGAACAUUUAAUUAAUCAAUUAAAGUGGUUACAUACAAUAAUCAAUAAUGAAAGCAAUAAAAUGAAUUUUAUGAUUGGAAGUAUUUUAAAAUAUCGAAAUCAAAACAGUAAUGGAAUACCAAUUGUAUACUACAUUUUCAAGAUAUCCAACAUAAUGGUUGAAAUAUGUGAAUCAAGAAAAUCAUACAUAUCAAAUUUUAUAAACAAUACACUAGUUGUUGAAUGUAAUAAUAAUAAUUUGAUGAAUUCAAAUAUCGAUUUGGAAAUAUUUAUUUCGGAAUUACAUGUUUUAAUCGAUUAUUUCUUUGAGUAUUUAUGUUAUUUCAUGGUGAAUUUACGUAAUCAAAUUUCAGUGAAUGAAAAGUUCAUUCGUUCUUUUACAUCAAAUUCUUUUACAAUGUCAGUGAAAUCAUCCAACGCAUCAUCAUCAUCAUCAUCAUCAUCAUCAUCAUCAUCAUCAUCAUCAUCAUCAUCAUCAUCAUCAUCAUCAUCAUCAUCAUCAUCAAGAAUGACAUGUUCAGUGAUUACAUCAAGUUCGAUAUCAAAAUUAAUUGAUGAUCUAGCAGACAUUGAAUCUCAUAUGCCUAUGAAAUAUAAUGAACAAUAUACUGAAGCACAAAAACGUUUAUCAAUAAGAAUCAAUCUACAAGUUAACAAAAAUAAGAAAUGA
Molecule: messenger RNA, 873 nt
Organism: Schistosoma spindalis
Lineage: Eukaryota; Metazoa; Platyhelminthes; Trematoda; Strigeidida; Schistosomatidae
Source: the annotation of a GenBank genome assembly